Heterobilharzia americana is the source of this 1128-nucleotide messenger RNA. The record is from the annotation of a GenBank genome assembly. Lineage: Eukaryota; Metazoa; Platyhelminthes; Trematoda; Strigeidida; Schistosomatidae.
AUGGGGUAUGGUCAGCUGACAGCCUACGGUGCAGAGCAGCAUCAUGAACUUGGGCGGCUGAUCCGCAAGAUGUAUUCUGGUUUUCUUCCUGAAAUUUAUCAUAAGGAUGAAGUAUUAUUUCGUAGUUCUGGCACUGAAAGAACACUCAUGUCUGCAAAUAAUUUUAUCAGGGGAUUUUAUCAACUAGAAAAGAAGAGCACUAAUCAACUUCCUCCUGUGUUCUCCAGAUUGACGCAUGAAGAUCAUUUGUUAAAAAUGUCUAGCAAAUUUUCUCGGAAGGCGAGUACUUUCAAAGAUUUCUUCUCGUAUCUGGAACAAGUUUCUGGUUAUGCUUUUCCUAAAGAAAAAGAUUCACCGGAAAACUUCUAUCCAGCAUGGCAUAUAUGUGAUCCUAUCACAAUAUGGGUAAAUCAUGCGUUUUCUUCACUUCCUCAAUGGGUAACUGACGAUGUCUAUAAAAAAUGUACCAGCCUUCUCGAUUAUAAGCAUUUCAUUCGAUUCUCUAGACCACAGUUGACAAGAUUACGAGGUGGGCCAUUGGCUGGUCAUUUGGUUGACUUAUUUCGUGAGCGUAUCAACAAGGAAGCAAAACAGAAUGAUAAUAAUAAUGCUCAUGAAAAUCCUUCGGAAAAGCGUAGUCGUCGUUUCGUUGCUUAUUUCGCACAUGACUCUACACUGGCAGCUUUGUUGAGUCACUUGGGUGUAUAUAAUGGGUUAAAACCCCCUUUGGCUAGCUGUUUAAUAGUAGAACUUCACCGACCAAGCCUGUCAUUCAAAGACUUUCAUGUUGUAUUUCAUUACCUCAAUGAAACAAAACUUCCUUUCAACACUGAGAAAUUAAUCAAUCUCUGGCCACCUCACUGUGGUACUCUCAAUACAAUUAAUGGGCAACCAGAUUAUUCAUGUUCUUUUACAAAAUUUCAAUCAUCAGUUCAAGGGACCUAUGCAACAGAUGUAUCAACUGAAUGCUAUGAAGAUAAUGCAAGCACUGACAGAACGACGUUGCCGAAGAUCAAACCUACAGAACCUAGAAAAUGCGUUGAAAAUUGGAUACAAUUGGCCGCUGACGAUGCUACUUGGAUCGUUCUUCGGUUCUCUUUGUACCAAUUUCCCCCUGUACACUCCCUG